UUAUGAGGGCGAGGGUUAAAAAUACUACUGCGCAUGUACGUGCACUAUGCUCCGCCAGCCAGUGGGGUAAUCGUCUUCCUCUUUGGAGAGAACUUCGCCUGCCUAUGCAUUGGAUUUGAUGAUACUUGUGUUUCGGUCCUCGGUAUGGACUCUCAAAAAGAGGCCUUACAGAGAAUAAUAACCACAUUGGCCAAUAAAAAUGAGGAGCUCCAUAACUUCAUGGAAACACUUAGUCACUCUCUGGCUGGUGUCCAGGUGAACUCCCCACAGGCAGUGUCCGACCUGGAGGAGGAGUUUGACAGGUUAUUCACCAUCCUGGUUGAGAUGAAGGAGAGCAUGAUCAACACCAUCAAACAGGAAGGGGCCAAGAAGACACAGGAACUGCAGCAUCAGCUGACACAGAGCGGCAGUGCCUUGAAGAGUGCAGUGGAGCUGCUGGGGUUUGCCAACAAUGCUCUGGAUAUUAAAGACGAGGAUGAGUUCACUAAGGCUGCCAAGCAGAUCAAAGAUAGGGUAACAAUGGCACCAGCCUUCAGACUGACCAUGAAGCCCAAGGCCACAGAUAACAUGGACCAUCUCAUGGUGGACUUCAACCAGGAGCAGCAGCUCCUCCAGAACCUCAAGUUUCUGCCUGUCCCUCAAGCCCCAGAGAUGGAGGUCGGGGACUGUCUGGUGUUAGACAACACUGUGUCUGUAGCCUGGAAGAUGCCAGUGGAGGACAGCAAGAUAGACCACUACAUACUGGAGUACAGAAAGACCGACCACGAAGGACUGCCACGGAUCAAAGACGAACGUUGCUGGGAGGUGGUGGACAACAUCAAGACCACAGAAUACUCACUGUCCGGUUUAAAGUUUGACUCGAAGUUCAUGAACUUCCGGGUACGAGCUUGCAACAAGGCAGCAGCUGGAGAAUACUCUGAUCCAGUUACCCUGGAAACCAGAGCGUUUAACUUCGGUUUCGACUCGUCGUCGUCCCAUCUGAACCUGAAGGUAGAGGACAGGAGUGUGGAGUGGGAUCCCCAGGGAGGCAAGGGGCUGGAGAGCAAGGUCAAGGGCAAGGAGAACAAGGGCAGCGCUCAUCUUACCAAUCUGAGGAACAUGUCAAGAAGUGGAACUCCGUCUCCCAAGAGGACGUCAACGGCACGGUCUCCUGCCAUCAGAGGAGGUAGGUCAAACAACGUCAGUGUGUUUACUGGAGAGUCCUACACCGUGCUAGGUGAUACCAGUAUGGACUGUGGGCAACACUACUGGGAGGUGAAAGCCCUUAAAGACUGUAAGUCCUACAGUGUUGGGGUCUCCUACAGGAACCUGGGAAAGUUUGACCAGCUGGGUAAGACCAACACUACCUGGUGUAUCCACAUCAACAACUGGCUACAGCCCUCCUUCGCUGCCAAGCACAACAACAAGGCCAAGAGCCUGGACGGCACCGCGCCUGGACGCAUCGGGGUCUUCUGUGACCUGGACUCAGGACAACUGUCCUUCUACAACGCUGAAACCAAGCAGUUGAUCCACAUGUUCAAGGCUAAGUUUAGCCAACCUGUAGUACCAGCCUUCAUGGUAUGGGGUGGAGGACUGAGCCUCAGUACAGGCAUGCAAGUCCCCAGUGCAGUCAAGAGUUUCCAGAAGACCGAGAACGGCCUGGGAGGAUCCAACAGCAGCCUCAACAGCAUGGCCCAGUAGCUCACACACUCACGGGCUACAUCUGGAACAGCACCCUAUUCUCUACUCAGUGCACUACUGUUGCUCUACGCGGACUCUAGUCAAAAGUAGUGCACUAUGUAGGGAAUAGGGUUCCAUAGGGCUCUGGUCUAAAGUAGUGCACUAUAUAUUAGGGAAUAGGGUUCCAUAGGGCUCUGGUCUAAAGUAGUGCACUAUAUAGGGAAUAGGGUUCCAUAGGGCUCUGGUCUAAAGUAGUGCACUAUGUAGGAAAUGGGGUUCCAUAGGACUCUGGUCUAAAGUAGUGCACUAUAUAGGGAAUAGGGUUCCAUAGGGCUCUGGUCUAAAGUAGUGCACUAUAUAGGGAAUAGGGUUCCAUAGGGCUCUGGUCUAAAGUAGUGCACUAUAUAGGGAAUAGGGUUCCAUAGGGCUCUGGUCUAAAGUAGUGCACUAUAUAGGGAAUAGGGUUCCAUAGGGCUCUGGUCUAAAGUAGUGCACUAUAUAGGGAAUAGGGUUCCAUAGGGCUCUGGUCUAAAGUAGUGCACUAUAUAGGGGAGUAGGGUACCAUAGGGCUCUGGUCUAAAGUAGUGCACUUUAUAGGGAAUAGGGUUCCAUUUCGGACGCAACCAAUGAUGAACUGAACUUGCUCCUCUGACUUCCUGCUUCCUGUGCAAGUUCAACCCCUUCCUGUUUCUGAUCUGUCAGUCAACCCGCUUCUUCAGAUGCACUGCGAGACAUGAGAAACGCUGAGCAUUGGAGGAACAAAACCAGCCUCGCCUUCACUCCUCUCGUAGUUUAACCAAGCCGCUCCAGAGGGUAUCAUCACGCAUCAGGGCUCUCCAAGCCUGUUCCUGGAGAGCUACCGUCCUGUAGGUUUCCACUGACCCUAACCUAGCACACCUGAUUCUAAUAAUAAUAAUAGCUGAUUGAUAUAGCUGAAUCAUGGGUUGGAGCAAACCUACAGGGGGGAAGGGGGUAGCUCUUCAGGAACAACCCAAUAACCCAGCUACAGCAUUAAGGGUUAGUGGAACACUCUUUACCGUGUCCCAAAUCGCUUAGGGUUGGAAUAUUAAAUGAAGAUUCUCAUUCUGGAUCAGGAAGGCUCUAUGUUUAAUCAGGGAAUAGAUGAGGGCACUUAAGUUGUUUUUUCUCUCCUUUUUGUUUUCGUUAGAAUGCUGAGUUUUUAGAUCAUUCUGUCUCCCUCUGAAGUGUGAAUGUCUGUUUUAUGGCAUAUGCCGAGAACCUACCUGAUUACUUAACAGCUCCUAUAUUGACUCGUAUAUUUCUGUGUGUGUGUGUGUGUGUGUGUGACUAUGCCAGUCAUGUCAGUGAAUGGAUUAUAACUCCUCCCUCUCUCGUAGAGGCGUCGUUUUCGUUUGAACCCUCAGUCUCUUCACUACUGAACAAUAUCUUGUCCGAACUAAACUGCAGGUUUGCACACAACACAGUACCUGAAGUAGGGUUGACUUAACUUAAGUGAUGGGAAUGAUACCAUAUGAUUUAGUUCCGUUUUCUUCUCAUGCUUACAUGUCCUGUGCGCCAGGUGUAGUGUGACCCUGUGUACUGCUUUCCAAAUCACACCCUAUUCCCUAUAUAGUGCACUACUUUUGACCAGGACCCCUAUGACGAUCCCUGGUCAUGCACUAAAGGCCCUAUGGGGCUUGGGCAAAAGUAGUGCCCUAUAUAGGGAAUAGGGUGCCAUAACCUAGACGGCAAGAGUGUGGUGAUCUGUGUCUGUACGUCAUUGAGGAGUGUGUGUUCCUAUUCAUAUCUUAUGGCACCUUAUUGCCAUUUAUAGUGCACUAGUGCCCUAAAUAUAUAUGCCAUUUAGCAGACGCUUUUAUCCAAAGCGACUUACAGUGCAUACAUUCUACGUAUGGGUGGUCCCGGGGAAUAGGGAAUAGAUGAGUGCACUAGUGCCCUAAAUAGGGAAUAGAUGAGUGCACUAGUGCCCUAUAAAUAGGGAAUAGAUGAGUGCACUAGUGCCCUAAAUAGGGAAUAGAUGAGUGCACUAGUGCCCUAAAUAGGGAAUAGAUGAGUGCACUAGUGCCCUAAAUAGGGAAUAGAUGAGUGCACUAGUACCCUGAAUAGGGAAUAGAUGAGUGCACUAGUACCCUGAAUAGGGAAUAGAUGAGUGCACUAGUGCCCUGAAUAGGGAAUAGAUGAGUGCACUAGUGCCCUAAAUAGGGAAUAGAUGAGUGCACUAGUGCCCUAAAUAGGGAAUAGAUGAGUGCACUAGUGCCCUAAAUAGGGAAUAGAUGAGUGCACUAGUGCCCUAAAUAGGGAAUAGAUGAGUGCACUAGUGCCCUAAAUAGGGAAUAGAUGAGUGCACUAGUGCCCUAAAUAGGGAAUAGAUGAGUGCACUAGUGCCCUAAAUAGGGAAUAGAUGAGUGCACUAGUGCCCUAAAUAGGGAAUAGAUGAGUGCACUAGUGCCCUAAAUAGGGAAUAGAUGAGUGCACUAGUGCCCUGAAUAGGGAAUAGAUGAGUGCACUAGUGCCCUAAAUAGGGAAUAGAUGAGUGCACUAGUGCCCUAAAUAGGGAAUAGAUGAGUGCACUAGUGCCCUAAAUAGGGAAUAGAUGAGUGCACUAGUGCCCUAAAUAGGGAAUAAAUGAGUGCACUAGUGCCCUAAAUAGGGUGCUGUUAAGGACCCUCGUAUUACUGUACCUUUUUAAAGCGUUCAGAAGUUCAUCUCAUGAUAUGGCUCACAAACGGGCAGUCCUUAAAAAUGAGGUACCUUUUUUUGAAACGGGUGAUAGACAUCAGAUAUACACUGAGAGUACAAAACAUUAAGAACACCCCUUUUUGCCCUCAGAACAACCUCAAUUUGUGGGGGCAUGAACAAGAUGUUAAAAGCGUUCCCCAGGGAUGCUGGUCCAUGUCGACUCCAAGGCUUAAUAUUGAGUUGCACCCCCCUUUAGCCCUCAGAACAGCCUCAAUAGAUCAGGACGUGGACUCUACGAGGUGUCGUAAGCGUUCCACAGGGAUGUUGACUCCAAGGCUUCCCACAGUUGUGUCAAGUUGGCUGGAUGUCCUUUGGGUGGUGGACUGUUGUUGAUACACACGGGAUACUGUUGAGUGAAAAACCCAGCAGCGUUGCAGUUCUUGACGCACUCAAACCGGUGCGCCUGGAACCUACUACCAUACCCCGUUCAAAGGCACUUAAAUAUUUUGUCUUACCCCUCUGAAUGACACACAUACACAAUCCAUGUCAUCUACACUGAUUUGAAGUGGAUUUAACAAGUGACAUCAAUAAGGGAUCGUAUCUUUCACCUGGUCAGUGUCAUGGAAAGAGCAGGUGUUCCUAAUGGUUUGUCCACUCAGUGUCUACAUGAUUAUAUUGAUACGUAAGGUCAUCAUCAGUUAGAAUGAGAUGUCUGUCAUAUUGUGUCAAAACCACCAAAGAUUAUGUCUAGUGAGGGGAAAUCGAUAUGGGAAUACUUUAUAUUCUGCCACCUGGUGUCUGGAUGAUGUCACUACAAUAAUUCAGGACGAGAUCCUAAAGCCAGACACAUCUCUCUCUGACCACUACAGCCAGACACUUCUCUGACCACUGCACACAAUACCUUUCUUCAUACAUUUACUUAGUUUGUGGAUUUUGUUUUGAAAUAAUAAUUUAAUUUGACAUAAUUUAGGCAUAUCAGUGGUCUCAAUGCUGAAUAUGUCACAUUUACCUGGAUUAUUAGAGAGAGACUGAUUCAAACUAAAUAACGGACCCUUUUGUGCAUCAAUAUCAUGUUGUGUAUACUGGUCGAACUCUUUUCAAUGUUUGGUUAUUUCAUUUUCUACCAUGUUUUCCAUGCUGCUGUUCUGUGUUGGGCCGUUAGGAGGAGAAGGACAUCUCCGCUCGUCUUCACGUGGGCCAACCUUUUCAGUUAUACUGUAUUCACAUUGUUUUGUGAUAUUUGCCUGCAAACAUCUGACUCUUCAGAUAUGUCCACCUCUCCAUUGAAUCACCAAAUAAACUGUUUUCACCCCCUGGAAA
This is a messenger RNA of Oncorhynchus keta (chum salmon), 5640 nucleotides long. RefSeq names its product FSD1-like protein. The record is from RefSeq and is a predicted model, not a curated record. The transcript has 15 exons. Gene Ontology annotation, molecular function: protein binding. The coding region runs from base 34 to 1680 and encodes 548 amino acids. NCBI's taxonomy places the organism in Eukaryota, Metazoa, Chordata, Actinopteri, Salmoniformes, Salmonidae.